Molecule: messenger RNA, 1877 nt
Organism: Magallana angulata
Lineage: Eukaryota; Metazoa; Mollusca; Bivalvia; Ostreida; Ostreidae
Exons: 5
Coding region: 1021-1800 (259 amino acids)
Source: RefSeq, a predicted model, not a curated record
AGACAAAUAAUCAUUCAAAAUUAUUUCUAUAGAUAUCAAUAUAACUUAUUCAGUCUCUUGCAGUCUAUUUAUACAAGCCUCUAAAAUACAAAAUAUUCCCUAUUGUUGGCAUUGCGCAGAUACUAACAUUUGAAACCCUCAUUAAAACUUAAUGCUCUUUAAUUUAGGCAUAUUGUAUAUCAAACAUUUCAUUUUAAUAAUAUAUUUUGCCCAGUUAAGAAUAUAAGAGGGCUGGCUAUCCUCCGUAUGUCAUUGAAAAUGAAAGUUUAAAACAUGCUUUUCAUGAUGUUUACAAAACAUUUUAGCCCGGGUACACCUAUCAAACAAAGCUAUUGUUAUGAAGCAGCAUUAAAAUGUAUAUCAUAAAUUUUGUAAGCCUGUUGGCACCUUUUAUUUACUAGAUCUUGAUAUAACCAAGUAUUUAUAUGCGUCCAAAUAUUUUUUUAUUAUUUUUUAUGCUUUUGAAAUGAGAGUUUCAAGCAAGCUAAUACAAACGUUUAAGAAGCGUUGCGUACCUUUUCAUAUAUCUAAGAUAGACGAUUUAAAUUAGUUUUUUUAAGGCAAAGAUUAAAAAUUGUACAUUAUCUACUAAGCAUUUGAAUUAGAAUAAGUUCGUCUGUGAACAAAUACUGACUUAUGCUGUCUAAUCAAGACAUAUUAUCGUUCAAUCAGUGCAAAGAUCUUUAAAACUUUGUGGAAUGUAAACCUCUGGCGUUUAUAUCUACCUUAGACUUGUUAAAAAUUUAGUUUUGUUGAAACCUUGGUACUUAUCUCGUAACACAUCACAGAACUUACUUUAAUCAAUAGGCAAAUAUACUGACAUAUGUAUUCACUGGUUUUAACCAAUAGAAAUAAGAAUGGCAAUCAGUAAAGAGCAUAGGCGGUUAACCUGUUAGCUGCAGUUCAUUUACUUUGAAAACCGGAAGUUAUGAGUUUUAUUAGUGUUUUAAUCUAAAAGGAAUGCGAAAUGGCAUCGUUUUUAGGAUUUUGUAGUGGAGGUUUUACACUGCUAGAAAACAGAUGAAGAAAUUCCUAGGUUGUUUUCUGUUCACACACGUGACAGCAAUCUCCAUAAUCAACAAAGACAUAAUUGACCAGGGAUUCUGUCAUAAUGAACACGUCAAGUUAGAACUACCUGUUGAAUGUGGCUCCAAUUUCACUGCAAGUGUACUUCAUUCCAAUGAUGGGAACCUCAUUUUGCAAUGCCAGCACCCCCUCCAUGGUUCGUUGAAUUGUGGCGUUGAGAAUGUGACAGGAAAAUACAAUGCAUCAACAGAUAUAUUUGAGAUUGACUUUAUAUACAACGAGACCGUCCACGGUGGUCAACAAUAUAACAUCAGUAUUUCCUGCAAUGACUCGUCGCAAGCAAUACAAAUUCUUCUCAAACCAUGUCGAUUCGCAGUAAAUGCGACUCUUCUCAACGAAUCAUCCAUUAUCGUUGAUUGCCAGCAUUCGUCAUUCAACUAUUCAAGAACUCCAUUAAGUAUCCAACAAAAGGAAGGGAACGAAUAUGGAACCGGCUCAAAAAACUAUCACACACCUGAUUGUCUUACUCUACGAAACGGUUUACGAUGUGUGGUACCAUACACACCCGGUAAUGUAUACCAGUGUUACUUGGGCAGUGCAGUGUACAACAUCGACAGCAUAAGUAAUCAAACAGAAACAACACAUUUAACAAGAAACACAACUUACGCAACAGGAACUGCAGCCAAAAGUAUUGGCUUUGGCAACACACGAUCGAUGCUGUUUGCUAUGUUCCCUGUUGCUCCUGCCAUAUUAAUCGCAUCUUGCUCAAGAUGAAAAAGUGUGAUGACUUAUCAGUAUUUAUGACCUUUUUUCCUAUAUCAUUCGCGUUAUUUGGGUAUUUACGUCAUCGA